AUGCCUACUUUUGACCUCUUAGCUCAAGCUGUGGCUUUGGAUAUAAUUUCACUCGUUGUAUGUGAUGAUUACAAUGAACUCGAAGCAAAGAAAACUUUGGACAUGGGAGCAUAUCUUUACCUUAAGAAGCCAUUUGAUGAGAAUCUUGUGACAUUCUUGUGGCAAUUCGUAUGGAGGAAAAGAAUACAAAAGGAGAAAACGAAAGAAGGAUCGAUUGCUGACAAUGAUAUGGGUGGAGAAAAUGAAGAACAAUUCGAGAAGAAGAAAGAUGUGUCGAAUACAGAGGUUGUUAGGCGAAAGGACUACACAAAAUGGACUGACGAUCUUCAUAUAAAAUUUAUGAAAGCUGUAAAACAACUUGGGGAAGGACGUUGUUAUCCCAAGGAAAUUCUGCACGUGAUGAAUUUGCCUGGCCUUACUAGGAUGCAAGUUGCUAGCCACCUUCAGAGAUGUCGUCGCAACAAUUGGAGAUCUCCAAUAGAGCGAAAAAAUAUUCGUCGUCAAUCAGGCCAAGGAUCCUCAAGUGUUUCUCAUGAACCAAAAAGUAGCUUUCAAAAAAUUGGGAGAAUGCCUAAUCUUCAAGCAAAUGUAUCAAAUCAACAACGAAACGAAGAUCAAAUCCAAAGAGGCCCAGAGUUUUCAUUGCCAACUCUAAAUAUCAAUAAUAUCUUUGCUCAAGGAGAUCUUUCAAUUCAACAACCCUACCGUCCACAACUUAAGGUUCAACCACAUUACCUCGGCAUUGGCAAUCCAUUUUAUUAUCCAUUUUCAUCUGCUCAAAAUAAUAUUGGUGGUGAGCUAAAACAACAACAUAAUCCAAUUUUUGGAAUGUUGGGUUCACAAGAACAAGAAGAUCCAAUUAUGAAAAACACUCAUUAUGGGCCUAACUCAGUGCUUAACAGUGAAGAUCAUCAUUCUGAAAAAGAACACAACUUUGUUCUCAAUGUGGCCAAAGGAGCAACAAAUACGAAUGCAAAUUUCCAGCAGUAUCAAGGAAGUAAUUCAUGUGUGAUGGAAAAUUGUGAUGUAUAUUUCAGUCUCAAUAAUUUGGAUUAUCUUUUUCAGAAUCUUGGACCUUUGGGUGCUAACCUACCUAAUGAACAAGAUAGUGAAUUUGAUCAAGUUUACUCUGAUGAUCAGAAUCUUGGAUCUCCUGAUGCUAACCUACCGAAUGAACAAGGUAGUGAGUUUGAUCAAGUUUACUCUGAUGAUUAG
Messenger RNA from Solanum pennellii, 1215 nucleotides. RefSeq lists its product as uncharacterized. NCBI's taxonomy places the organism in Eukaryota, Viridiplantae, Streptophyta, Magnoliopsida, Solanales, Solanaceae. Gene Ontology annotation, cellular component: nucleus. Gene Ontology annotation, biological process: regulation of DNA-templated transcription. Gene Ontology annotation, molecular function: DNA binding; DNA-binding transcription factor activity. The record is from RefSeq and is a predicted model, not a curated record. The coding region runs from base 1 to 1215 and encodes 404 amino acids. The transcript is spliced from 5 exons.